Cylicocyclus nassatus is the source of this 222-nucleotide messenger RNA. The record is from the annotation of a GenBank genome assembly. NCBI's taxonomy places the organism in Eukaryota, Metazoa, Nematoda, Chromadorea, Rhabditida, Strongylidae.
AUGCUCUCGCUCGUCGUAGUCACGGUUGAUCAAUCAAAGCCUAUAUGGAUUGUUGUGUGGCAUUGUGUGGCUGUGCAUCAUUAUCUUAACGUCGUGCAUAAGACAUGCGCCUUGUAUGCUGUGGGCUGUGCAUCAACAGUGGCAGUGAAAGGUCCUCAGCAUUGUUUCACUACAGUGAUUGCUCUCCUUUGCCCUUACUAUGGUUUGACUUUGUGCUUCUAA